AUGCGGGAUGAUACCUGUGGCAAGUCGGUUCUCUUCAGUCAAGCCGAAGCCAUCGUGAUGGGAGUCUAUAUUGGAUUGCAGUAUACGAAGACUGGGGCUGCCCAAUUACUCUCUGGCUUCCAGGACCACCAGAAUAUGCUAGACAAAUAUGUUGCAUCGCAUCUCGCUCUGGAGGUCUGUGGUGAGAAGUCAGUUGGGCCUGAGGUUAUUGGGCUUUUAGUCGACACCACAGGCAAAACAGAUGCCAGGCACGGAGCGACCGACGAACUGGACGGCAUUAAAAAACCAAUGACUUCUGCACAGCAGAUCCGGCAGACACAGGAGCCCCCAGGACGGCUCAACCCAACAGUAAUGGCUGCAUUUCCAAUUGCGGCACCAACAUCAUUAAUAAUGAUGCCACCUUGGCUGAGUUCAGACGCUUUGGGUACUACGAACCCUUCAAUUGGGACCGCCCGUGUCUGCAUAUGUCAGUAUGAGAAUCCUCCGCUAUGCCAAUUCCGACGAUAUGAGGGUGAGAAUAAUCAUCUUGCUAACCAAGUUUGCCAGCCGUCAGACAUCGACAAAGAUAUUUACACCCACAUCUACGCAUUCGCGAGUAAUACAUCAGACUCCGCUGUAAACAUCAGCGAAUACACGGACGUCUUCGACCAAUUUGACCAGUUGACCGGCACCGAGCCGGUAGCGACGAGCUAUGACCCCUACUGCGCGCAGAUUUACGCUGUGGACACUCUGGGCAGCGAGCUCGCGGUGGCGCGAGUCAACUACACCGCAGUGGACACGGAUUACGAUGAUUACUUUGGUUACUACGUGGACUACACGAUGGAGAUGGUUCCCUCGGUGCUGAACUCAUACAUGAAUGACGUCAACGGGCCGGGAGACCAGUACUUCGACUGUACUUGGAACCGUGACGGGGUAAACACGACGAGGAAGACUUGCCCGUUCCCGGACAUCGAGCUGGGCGAGGGCUCAUAUAAGCUGCUCGAAGAGGGCUGCCAGCUGGGCAUCCGCACCUGGUAUGGGUUCCCACGGGCGGCCAGCAACAUCGUCGUCUCCAACCCCAAGGAUGUGGUCACUGCUGCCGGUGCCAAUAUGACCAAGCUCAUGGACCAGAUCCAGGAGACCUCGGUCGAUCUCUUGCUGGCUCAGUGGGACGGGUCGGCGCUGGGCGCCGCCCAGGUGCUUGCCAUGCCCGUCGCCCUUGUCUAG
Molecule: messenger RNA, 1206 nt
Organism: Aspergillus welwitschiae
Lineage: Eukaryota; Fungi; Ascomycota; Eurotiomycetes; Eurotiales; Aspergillaceae
Exons: 4
Coding region: 1-1206 (401 amino acids)
Source: RefSeq, a predicted model, not a curated record